Bufo gargarizans (Asiatic toad) is the source of this 6611-nucleotide messenger RNA. It is a transcript of the gene PCM1, whose product is annotated as pericentriolar material 1. Gene Ontology annotation, cellular component: centriolar satellite; centrosome; ciliary basal body. Lineage: Eukaryota; Metazoa; Chordata; Amphibia; Anura; Bufonidae. Gene Ontology annotation, biological process: protein localization to centrosome; centrosome cycle; intraciliary transport involved in cilium assembly. The transcript is spliced from 39 exons. The record is from RefSeq and is a predicted model, not a curated record. Bases 229 to 6315 code for a protein of 2028 amino acids.
CGCGGCGUUUUCCCGCCGUCUCUUCCUUGUCUGGCGCUUCCUCGGUUGCUGGGGUAACCGGCGUGUUUCCGUAACGCGUCAGUUUGCGAAACGGAUUCUCAACAUGGCGGGCUUGUAGCUGAGAGGAACGGCUGCUAACGUCUCCCCAGUGAAAGAGGCCGGAGUACUGAGCACCCUGCCAGGGCGGCGCUAGGUUUGUAGUUCUUCUGAGCACAUAAAAAGAAUAUUAUGGCUACUGGAGGAGGUCCACCUGAAGAAGCCAUUACUGAACACGAUCUGCCCAACUGGAGUCACGAAUCUCUUGAAGACAGACUGAACAAUAUGGAGUGGAGUGGACAAAAGAAGGCAAACAGAUCCUCAGAAAAAAACAAGAAAAAGUUUGGCAUGGACUGUGAGUCUCGGCUUACAAACGAUAUCUCUCCCGGGUCCUCUCCUGGAGUUGGUCGUAGGAGGACAAGAACACCGCAUACUUACCCGCAUACCAGAUAUGUGUCACAAAUGUCUGUCCCAGAACAGGCAGAACUGGAGAGGCUGAAGCAGAAAAUAAAUUUUGGAGACUUGGAUCAGAGGAGCAUUGGCAGUGAUUCCCAGGGUAGAGCGACCGCAGCAAACAACAAGCGGCAGCUUUCUGAGAACAGAAAGCCGUUCAACUUUCUACCGCUACAGCUGAACACUAACAAAGAUAAAGCUGCUUCAUCAAGCCCCCCAAAGCGGGAAGGCAGUGUCUCCUCAUUACCCAAGAGCUUUCUGGCUUCUCCUCUCUCCCAAGAACUCCUGCAGAAUUAUCAGGCUGCUUUGGAAGAAGAUGGUCGUGGAGAACCAGAUAUUGACAGCAGUCAGGUUGUCAGUAGACUUGUACAGAUUCGCAUCCAUAUCGCCAAGACCAGCUCCCUGAGAGAUGACCUUAUCGAGAAAAGCGAAAGGUCUGUGAAUGUCGAGCGCUUAUCAAACUUAAUUCAACGUUUAAAAGACCAGGAAAACUGUUACAUAAAAUUUCUUCAAAAAAUGCUUGCUAGCGAAAAUGAGGAGGAUGCCCGAAGUCUAGAUUCAGCAGUGGGAUCAGGGGCUGUGGCUGAGAGCACAUUACUGAACACUGAUGUGCGGUCUGAGGCUUCAGAUGCCACGGCAAUGGAUCCACAACAAGAGGCCAAAGAAGAACUAAAAGAUAUGAAAAAACAGCAUGCACUACUGACAAGGAUGUUACAGCAGCAAGAACAGCUCAGGGCAUUGAAGGGGAGGCAGGCCGCUCUCCUGGCUUUACAGCACAAGGCUGAACAGGCAAUUGCUGUAAUGGAUGAAUCUGUUGUCACAGAAACAACAGGAAGUGUGUCUGGUCUGAGUUUAACAUCUGAACUAAACGAAGAACUAAAUGACCUCAUUCAGCGCUUCCACAACCAGCUCGACGAUGCUCAGACUCCACCAGUUCCAGAUAACAGACGUCAAGCAGAAAGUUUGUCACUUACAAGAGCAAUUUCUCAAAGUUUAAACUCCUCCAUAUCAGAAGCUGCUUCUGAAGAGAGGGGUCCACUUUUCAGUAAAGUAGGAGUGUUGCUGGAAAAGAAACAAAAAAUGGACUCUAUACUGGGAGAACUCCAUACACUACAGGAUCAGCAUCUGAAUAACACUACUGUUGUUGGUUCAUCAGGCUCUCCUCAAAGGGUUAUGGAUCAAAGAAGUAUCGGAUCCACUUCCUCUGCUAAUCAGGUUCCUGACAAAAGGGCAUCAAACAGUCCAGCCAGAGCAGCCGCAUGUUCUUCAGCUUCCAUGAAUGGUAGUGAAGAUGAGGAAAACCAAAACCCUGCGGAGAAGCUUAAGAAGUUGAAAGAAGUUCGUAAGCGGCUUAAUGAACUGCGGGAUUUGGUUCGGUAUUAUGAGCAAACGUCUGAUAUGAUUACUGAUGCUGUAAACGAGAACAUUAAAGAUGAGGAAGAAGAAACUGAGGAUUCAUGGAUUGAAUCUGAUCCGGAAGUGAAUCAGCCAGUUACUAACAUCAGAAACCCGCAACGUAUGAGUAGCUGGGGACCAGUGAAUAGCAUCACUAAUUCCCAGUGUGGUGUAAAUAACAGAGAUGAAAGGCCAUGUAAUACAGACUGCGAAAUAAAUAACAGGUCCACAGCGAAUUUAAGAAGCUUUAAUGUAUCGUCUGCAUUAGAAUGCCUUUAUAAUAGAGAUACCAAGGAUAAAAGAGAGGAUAGAAUUGAAGGGCUGGAUGAUGAUGACGACGUAGAUGAAGAUCCUGGGAGUGCGGUUUCUCUCACUAGCCGGAGUAGUGUCACAGAAGAUGACCAAAAUGAUGAUGAUGAUGACGAUUUUGAAGAAAAAUUUAACAGACUUAUAGCAGCCAAGCAGAAAUUGAGACAACUACAAGAUCUUGUUGCAAUGUAUGGUGAUGAUACAGAGUCAGAAACUGCUGCUGAGAGGCCAACUGCUGGAGCCCAUCUUGUACCUGAGGAGGCAAAUGCAAAUCAGCAGCCCAACAAUACCCGUCCCAAUGCUUCAAAAGCACAAAAAGAAGUUGCUCUUAAGGAACAAGCAAGAGAGAAAUUCUACGAAACUAAGCUACAACAGCAGCAGCAAGAACUGAAGCACUUGCAAGAAGAAAGGAAGAAACUUGUUGAAAUUCAGGAAAAAAUUCAAACUUUGCGGAAAGCGUGUCCUGACCUUCAGUUAUCGACCUCCACUACAGAAACAUCAAGGCAAAUCCCUACAGCUGCCUCCACUCCAGAGGUUAAUGAGAUGAGUUCUGCGUUCAUUCCGGGCAUGCCAGACCUUGAAGAUUCAUCUGCUGAUAAUGAAGUUUGGUCAGAGAUACGCAGGCACCAAAUUUUAAGAGAAGAUUUGCGGCAAAGAAGGAAACAGCUUGAGUCAUUGAUGGCUGAACAUCAGAGAAGACAAGGAAUCACAGACACUACUUCUGCCGGCUCUUUAAGAAGUGAUGACUCUGAAGCUCAGAGUCUUCAGCACCAAAGCAGAACUGAAAAAACAAUGGCGACUUGGGGUGGAUCUACACAGUGUGCUCUUGAUGAUGAUGAUGAUGAUGACGAUGUGGAAGAUGAAGAUGAAGCCUGCAUAUCAGAUGUAAAUCGGGAAGAAGAAGAGGAGGAGGAGGAAGAAGAUGAGAAAGAAAACACAUUCCGAGAAAAUGCCCCAUAUCCUCCAAGCAGCAUAAAUCAGAGUGCUUUUAGUGGGAAGACCUAUAAACAAGGGUUGAAAAACCAACGUUCAUAUUCUGUUGAUGGCAAUUACCGUCCCUCUCCAAAGACAAGGCAACAGCAGAAUAUUAGCAUGAGGAGACAAGAAAAUGUCCAGUGGGUAUCUGAACUUUCCCGGGUGGAAGAAAAAGAGCAUUGGCAGGAGCAGAUAAACCAGCUGAAGAAACAGAUCGAGUUCAGCACAAAUAUAUGUCAGACUUUGAUGAGAGACCAGCAGUCACUUUCUUACCUCUUGCAAAGUAUGUUCACAAAUCCAUACAGUCUGAUGCCAAGUAGCGUGGGAACUCCUCAAGUCCACCUUAUAAUGCACCAGCUGAAUCAGUGUUAUACUCAGCUUAAUUGGCAGCAAAACAAUGUUCUCAGGCUGAAGCAGAUGCUGAAUGAUGUGUGUCAGCAGCAGGAACACUUCCAGCAAUGCAGCCAACAAAGACCAGAGAGGAGCAGCAGUGUACCACCUCCUUCCUCCCCAAAUCUAUUUAAUAAUUUCAGUUUCCUCCCUCCCCCCAUGAAUGUGUUUAACAUGCCUCCAUUUGGAAAUUUUCCCAACAUGAUGCCAGGUGUGAAUGUCAAUCCAGUCUUUCCACCUGGGAUUGGAGACUUCACUAAUAAUCCUGCCUCUCAGCCUGAUGUACCACUUCAGCCUCAUGAUCCAAACACUUCAGGAAAAACUGAGUACAUGGCUUUUCCCAAACCUUUCGAAAGUAAUUCCUCCAAUACAGCAGAUAAGCAAAGAAACUCUCCUAAAAGAGCAGAUGAAGGAGAACAAAGUAGAGGUCGUCGAUUAGAAGGCCAAAAUAAAGACCAGUGUAAACUGUCUCCCUUUAUGGAUCCUGGGCGUGCAGCCAUUGGAAAUUCCGCCAAGCCAUUGAGGCAGUACGAUGAGGAGUCUGUGGAGAGUUUGAGCAGUAUACCAGAUCCAGAAGAUCCCACAACUGUUACUAAAACCUUCAAAUCCAGAAAAGCAUCAGCCCAAGCGAGCCUGGCAUCCAAGGACAAAACGCCAAAGGCAAAGAGUAAGAAAAGGAAAAUUUUCCAUCAGAAAAGUAAAGGACUGAAGAACCAUGAUCUCCACGCCGCAAGUGUCUCCAGCACUGCUAAACCUAAGGAAAGCAGCAGUAAACAUGCCCAGACUGAGGAAACGACUGAAGCAAAUCCCAGUUGUGAUCACAUAGAACGACUGAGGAAGGACAAUAGAACAGCUGACGUUUCCUCAGAGGCCGGAAGUGACUUUUCUUUGUUUGAAGCAUUGCGGGAUACCAUUUACUCUGAAGUUGCUACGCUGAUUUCUCAAAAUGAAUGCCACCCACGUUUUCUUAUUGAACUCUUCCAUGAACUGCAGCUUCUAAAUACGGAUUAUCUGAGACAGAAAGCACUUUUCGCACUACAGGAUAUUGUGACCAGACGUGUCACUGAAGCUACAGACAAGAAACAUGACAGCACCAAGCCUGUGGAAUCUAUUGGGUGGAUGGCAUCCAACUCUGAGCUUACCCCCAGUGAAAGCUUGGCCACAACAGAUGAUGAAAUGUUUACAAAAAACUCAGACGGUCCAGUUUGCAAUGAAGGUGAACAGAAUGAUGGGGAUAAUGUUAGCAAUUUAUCAACCUCUUCCAAUUUCGAGCCCUUUGCUACAGAUGAUCUUGGUAACACGGUGAUUCACCUAGAUCAAGCAUUGGCAAGAAUGAGAGAAUAUGAGCGCAUGAAACUUGAGAGUGAAAAUAAUUUAGCAGAGGAUUCCUGCAAUAACCUCAACAAUGCUGCAACUAACCUGCAAGCUUCCAAUGAGGACAACGCUAACCACAGCCGAUUGUGCAAUGAAGACGGAUCUGAAGUUCCUUGCCCUCGCAUUGAUACGCAACAGCUUGACCGUCAGAUUAAGGCGAUUAUGAAAGAGGUCAUCCCAUUUCUGAAGGAACACAUGGAGGAAGUAUGCUCUUCUCAUCUCCUGACUUCUAUCAGGCGAAUGGUCUUGACGCUAACUCAGCAGAAUGAUGAGAGCAAAGAAUUUGUGAAAUUCUUUCACAAACAGCUAGGUAGCAUUUUACAGGAUUCUUUGGCAAAGUUUAGUAAUAAAAAGCUGAAGGACUGUGGAGAAGAUCUGCUUGUAGAAAUCUCAGAAGUGUUGUUCAAUGAGUUGGCCUUUUUCAGGCUGAUGCAAGACCUGGACAAUACUAACAGCUCAGUGCAGAGCAGAAGCCAAGAAAAGUCUGGUGCUGACGUGGUUUUUUUCCAUUCAUUAUCAAAAGAGGCAAAGAAAAUGUUUGUGGGUGAAGAAAGCACUGAAACAGGAGAGAUUGAUGAUGAAGACAAGGACAAAGAUGAAACCGAGACAUUGGCAACAGCACAAACUAAACACAUUGAUGUAUCUGAAGCUCACAGCGGAAGAUCUGACAUUUCAGAGGAUGAGGAUGGAAAUGAAAGCAUGCCUUUGUCCAUCAGUUUAUCCAAAGCAGAAACACAGCUGUUAACAAAUUAUGGCAGCGGUGAAGAUGAAAAUGAAGAGGAGAAUUAUGAGUUUGAGGCAGGACCUGUAGACGUACAGACCUCAUUAGAAGCCAACACUGAUAAUACAGAAGAACAUGAACAGAAGCCAGUUUUGAACAAUAGUCCAAAGGAAAUGGCAAAAUGUGAAAAUCCUGAGAUGCUGACCAGGCAGGAAAGAGAUGACCCGACAUUAGAGAAAGACCUGAAAACUUCACCAGCAAGCAUCUCCUCAGACAAUGUAUCUACUCCACUGCUAUUAAAUAAAGAGGGUGAUAUGUCUUCAUCAGUAGAUGCUGACACCAAGUCAUCUCUGGCAUCAGCAGAAAGCUCUGGACCAGGCAGUCCAGCUACAGAUUCCCCUGUGUUAGUUAAUGAAUAUCAGGAGACUGGUUCUGGAAAUUUGAGUCAGAAAUCUGAUGAAGAUGACUUUGUAAAAGUUGAGGAUUUACCUCUUAAACUAAUGUUACCAAAGACAGAACUAAUGGCUGAGAUGGAGAAGGAGGAGCAGAAAAACAAUUUAUGUAAUGAGAUUCUGAAUGGACAAGGAAAUGGUGCUGAGGAGUUGGCAGGAGAUGCAUUGUCCCUAAAAGAUCCUGAAAGUUUUGGAGCCCAUUCUUCCUGAAAUGCAUUGAUCGGCAAAAUUAUACCUACGUGAAGCAAAUGAAAAAUACGCACUAUUCCUUCCAAGAUGGCAACUUUAAUAAACAAAUACAUGUAUGAUCAUCUCUUUAGGACACAGCCUUUCAGUGGAGUUAAUGGAAAUACAAUUUUUCAGUUCUGGUUGUGUAAGGGACUCUACAAUAUCUAAGUCUGAGCACUGUUCUUUUUCCAUAUUCCCGUCUCUUUGUCUUUGUAUGGUUUUCUUUUUGUAAAUUCGGAAUUGUUAGAAUGAAGUUCUAAAUAAAGUUUUGGCUUAUC